This is a messenger RNA of Meloidogyne enterolobii, 2008 nucleotides long. NCBI's taxonomy places the organism in Eukaryota, Metazoa, Nematoda, Chromadorea, Rhabditida, Meloidogynidae. The record is from the annotation of a GenBank genome assembly.
GAUUUUUUUAUUACUUUUUCUGCUUCUUGAAAAAACAAGUGUAACACUUGGCCUAUUAUUAAUCCGAUUGUUGCUUGUCUGCUCUUUAGAAAAGAAGCAACAAUAAGUCUAUUAUACAAACAAUUAUUACCAGCAUUUUUUACUCUUUUUCUCAUCGUCUCACUAGUACUUUUAGAAGCUAUUAUAAUUAAUUUACAUCUUUCCGGAAGCAGACAUAAAACUUCCGGAAAGUUUAUUUUUUUUAAUAAAAAAAUGCUCUAUUUCCGGUUUUGCAACCGGAUAACUUUCUCUCUCUCUUUUACUCUCUUCUAUUUUUACUUUAGCACAAUAUUCGCGCUCUCUUUUUCACACUCAUUUUCAUUCUCACAAAAUUUAUCUAGACUUGAGAGAAGGGGGAGAGGGAGAGGAAUAAAACCGGUCACCUCUCAUUUUCUUUGUUUGGCCAAUCGCUCUUUCAUUAUAUAGCUCAUCCGCAAUCUUCACCCUUUAAAAAAACUAUAUAACGGCUUAGUCAACAUUAAGUAUAUAACAAAGAGACUAAAAAAUAUACAAAAAUGUUACUCAUUCUUUACCCUCAUUCUUGUAUAUAUUGAUCUACAAUUGUUGUAUUUUUUUGACUUGAUCACACAAAAAAUUAUUUUAUUUUCUUCGAAAAAAUAAGUGUAUUAUUAACGUGAAGAGACACAACAACAAAAUAUAUAAAAUAUUGGAAGCAGACAUAGAAAGUUUCCGGAAAGUUUCAGCAGAAAUAGUUAGAGAAAAGAUGAGCGACAGAAUUAUUUCUAGACAACAUUUCCGGAAAAAUAUAGCAUAACUUUAAAGUGAGAGAAAAGCUUCCGGAAUACUACUACUUUGCUUUAAAGGCAGACAACAUUUCCGGAAAAAUCACCACCUUUAAUGAGAGAAAAGUUUUCCGGAAAAACACUACACUACUUUAAAGAUAGACACAACUUUUCCGGAAUGAGAAACAACAUUAUUAAAAGGAUAGACAACACUUCCGGAAAGAAAGACUACACUUUUAGAGCGUUAAAGAAAGCUUCUAUAAUUAAUGAGCUUUCCGGAAGCAGAAAUAAACCUUCCGGAAUUAUCACUAGAACAUUAAUUUUUACUCUUUUUCUCUUCCAAACAAAUGCCCAGUGUCCAACAUUACAAUCCCCAUGUAGAUGUGCCCCUUCAAUAUACGAACCGAUAGCUAUUAUUUGUGAAAAGGCUGGCAGUUUAGAAAAUGCUUUAAGGGCAGCUCAACCUGCCAAACAUUUAUCAAUUGAUUCUUUGAGUAUUUUGGAUACUGCAUUGCCUUCUUUACCUUCAAAUGCUUUUUAUGGGUGGACUAUUCUUCGUCUUGUAUUAAAUCGAAAUACUCUUUCACAUGUAUUGGAUGGAGCUUUUAAUGGUAAUUUGAUUGAUUCCCUUGUAGAGUUGGACUUGUCAGAAAAUUCUCUUUCACAGAUUGGGACACAGUUCGGCGGCCUUUCCCAACUUCGAAAUCUUCGAAAACUUUAUCUAAAUAAAAAUGGAAUUUCUCAGUUACCAACAAAUUUGUUUGCAGAAUUUUUAAGCAGAGAAACUUUAUUAAAAUUAGAAUUGAGAGCAAAUCAUUUAACAGACCAAUCAUUUGGAACAACUUUGCAGCAAAAUAAUGAAGGGACAAGUGUUUUUUCACCUUUAAAAAAUUUACAAGAAUUAAGUUUGGAAACAAAUCAGUUAACAAUGAUACCAAGCAGUGCUUUAUCUGUUCAGAAAGAAACACUUAAAAAUUUAAAUUUGGGAUUAAAUAUGAUAAGGAAUUUAUUUUUUAUUUAUUAGAGAGGGGGUGUUAAAAGGAAGUAACGGGUUAUCCAAUACCCAAAAUGAGGACUUUUUUAAAUCCGGAAUCCGAUACCCGCCCCGAGAAAUUUUUGAAACUCGACUCGAGGACCGACUUCCUCCCCCCCUAAUCUCCCAACUUCCCCUACCCUCAGACUUUUUUAGACCCAAACGCGACUCGACUUUAUUUUCUCAACCUGUG